This is a messenger RNA of Closterium sp. NIES-65, 2301 nucleotides long. The record is from the annotation of a GenBank genome assembly. NCBI's taxonomy places the organism in Eukaryota, Viridiplantae, Streptophyta, Zygnematophyceae, Desmidiales, Closteriaceae.
AUGGCUCGUCGCGUUCGCGACCCCAGCCCGUCGCCUUCGCUCCGCCCGUCGCCUUCACUCCCCCCCCUCCCCCCCCCUCUUCCGUUGCCUUCAUUUCCCCCUCCCCUCGCCUUCACUUCCCCCUCCCGUCGCCUUCAUUUCCCCCUCCCGUCGCCUUCAUUUCCCCCUCCCGUCGCCUUCAUAUCCCCCUCCCGUCGCCCUCACUUCCUCUCCCGUUGCCUUUAUUUCCCCCUUCCGUCGCCUUCACUUCCCCCUCUCGUCGCCUUCAUUUCCCCCUCCCGUCGCCUUCAUUUCCCCCUCUCGUCGCCUUCAUUUCCCCCUCCCGUCGCCCUCAUAUCCCCCUCUCGUCGCCCUCACUUCCUCUCCCGUUGCCUUUAUUUCCCCCUCCCGUCGCCUUCACUUCCCCCUCCCGUCGCCUUCAUUUCCCCCUCCCGUCGCCUUCAUUUCCCCCUAUAUCCCCCUCCCGUCGCCCUCACUUCCUCUCCCGUUGCCUUUAUUUCCCCCUCCCGUCGCCUUCACUUCCCCCUCUCGUCGCCUUCAUUUCCCCCUCCCGUCGCCUUCAUUUCCCCCUCCCGUCGCCUUCACUUCCCCCUCUCGUCGCCUUCAUUUCCCCCUCCCAUCGCCUUCAUUUCCCCCUCUCGUCGCCUUCAUUUCCCCCUCCCGUCGCCCUCAUAUCCCCCUCUCGUCGCCCUCACUUCCUCUCCCGUUGCCUUUAUUUCCCCCUCCCGUCGCCUUCACUUCCCCCUCCCGUCGCCUUCAUUUCCCCCUAUAUCCCCCUCCCGUCGCCCUCACUUCCUCUCCCGUUGCCUUUAUUUCCCCCUCCCGUCGCCUUCACUUCCCCCUCUCGUCGCCUUCAUUUCCUCCUCCCGUCGCCUUCAUUUCCCCCUCCCGUCGCCUUCACUUCCCCCUCUCGUCGCCUUCAUUUCCCCCUCCCAUCGCCUUCAUUUCCCCCUCUCGUCGCCUUCAUUUCCCCCUCCCGUCGCCCUCAUAUCACCCUCCCGUCGCCCUCACUUCCUCUCCCGUUGCCUUUAUUUCCCCCUCCCGUCGCCUUCACUUCUCCCCUCCGAUGCCUUUGAUUCCCCCUCCCGUCGCCUUCCACGCCUGCCGCACUCGCUUUCCCGCCCAUCACACUCGCUUCCCCACCCGUCACCUUCACUUCCCCUCCCAUUGCCUUUCACUCUCUCCUGCUCCCUCUCUUUCCCCCUGCUCACUCUCUCCCCACCCCACUCACUCUCUUUCCCCCUGCUCACUCGCUUCCCCCCGCCUCAUUCUCUUUCCCUCUGCUCACUCCUCUUGUUCUCACCCCGCAUUCCCCAUUUCUCACCCAUUUUCCCCCUUCACGCUCUCUUUCUCUCUCUCCCCCCGUCGCCCUCCCUUCCACUCAUUGUUGCCCUUGCCAUCCCUCCCUUCUCCCUUCCCAUCUCGCACACUUGUCACGCCCCCUUUCCAACCUGCACAUACACCCUUCCCUUCUUCCCUGUUUCCCCGUAUCCCCUGCGCUGCUUCCUCCUCCGACUUGCUCCCCCCAUCCCCUUCCCUGCUUCCCCCUUCCCCUCCCCUGCCUCCCCCCAUCCCCUUCCCUGCUUCCCCCCAUCCCCUUCCCUGCUCCCCCCCAUCCCCAUCCCUCCUUCCCCCCAUCUCCUUCCCUGCUUCCCCCAUCGCCUUCCCUCCUUCCGCCUGUGCCCUCCCCUGCCUCCCCCCAUCCGCUUCCCUGCUUCCCCCCUUUCCCUUCACUGCUCCCCCUCAUCCCCUUCCGUGCUUCUCCCCAUCUCCUUCCCUGCUUCCCCCCAUCCCCUUCCCUCCUUCCCCCCAUCCCCUUCCCUGCUCCCCCUCAUCCCCAUCCCUGCUUCCCCCCAUCGCUUCCCCCCAUCCCCUUCCCUGCUUCCCCCCAUCGCUUCCCCCCAUCCCCUUCCCUGCUUCCCCCCAUCUCCUUCCCUGCUUCCCCCCAUCCCCUUCCCUCCUUCCCCCCAUCCCCUUCCCUGCUCCCCCUCAUCCCCAUCCCUGCUUCCCCCCAUCGCUUCCCCCCAUCCCCUUCCCUGCUUCCCCCCAUCCCCUUCCCUCCUUCCCCCCAUCCCCUUCCCUGCUCCCCCUCAUCCCCUUCCCUGCUUCCCCCCAUCUCCUUCCCUGCUCACCCUUGCUCCCUCUUUUUUUGUGUCGAAAUGCAGCUUCUUCUCCUCACCUCUGCUCAUUCCGUUCACUGUCUUUCCCACUUCACUCACCCCCAUAUCCCCCAAUGCAGGUACAGGUGCCCAGCACCAGAUGUGGCUUUACCACGGCCCGGUUUUUUUGCUUGCAGUGUAG